GUGUCAAAGUGAAGCCAUACACAGCAUGCAAGUGUAAUACUAGCCUCGGCCUGGGAUCAAGGCUAGGAUAAUACCCACUUCUCUGAGUAGAGCUAUUGACUGUUAGGAUGGAAGAGGAGCUCUCUACAGCCUCCACAGCUGGCUAUGGUCUCCAGUGGCCGUGGCCUGUCUACACCACCGAGAUAGUCAAUCUGAGCAACUCGUCAGCAUCAGUGUGUAUAGAAGAGAGGUCGUUGGGUGGCUACCUGGAGAUCAGUGUGCUCUGCUCAGCAGCACUGAUCAUUGUGGUGCUCAACCUGAUCCUGCCCAGAUGGAGGGAGAGGACACUACAGGGAUGGACACAACUAGUGGUGCCUGUCAAGUUCCUGGACUCUACACGAUAUCGAGUGAUCUACUGUAUGGCUCUGAGUGCGUGGGCGGGGGACGUCCUCAAGAGUGUCUCUGACUCCACCCAGUUCAUACGGCACAAGGACAAUGCACUACUGGACGCCUUCUACUUCUUCAUAUUGUCCCCGACUGUGAUUAUUCUGAAGCAGACGCUGGCCUACUUCCCAGUGUUGGCCUGUGUGGAUGGACCACUCCCCCUCCUCUCACACACACUGGGAUGCCUCCACACUCUACUACUGGGCAGCCAUAGUGUCUACUCUGAGAGCCUCCAGCUGAGAGGCUGCUCACCUAAAGGAGUCAUGACUACCAGAGAUAUGGUAUUCUCAGGUCUCAUCUCUGCCCCUGUGUACGUGAUCUACCUGAUAGUGGGGGUGUGGUUUCUCUUCCAGGCUCUCCUAGAGCUACCCCUCGUCCUCUGCACCAGACACAAGGCUUAUCAGAGUUCUCAUCACGACCAUGGCAACCAACAGUCCUAUGACUACGUGCAGGGGCUACUUAAAAAGAGAUGGAGACCUGCUGGUAGGAUGGUGGUCAACAUGCACACUCUCUGUAACUAUCUGAAGAGAGGCCUUAAGUAUGUCCUGCCUUACCACGGUGGGUACAGGUAUCCUCUACCAUUCGUCAGUGCUAUCAGUAUGGCAGUCCUCAUCACUUAUCAGCUUGGUCUAUCACUAGGCUAUGCUUCCGUCUCGUACACUGAGCAGUUAAUGCGCUGGGUGAGGGAGUUCAAUAUCACCGUGGAAACAAUCGAACACUUUUUCCCACAACUUAAACCAAGAGUUGACAGUAUUUUCUACGAUGCUAAGAGCUUGAUACUGGCAUUCAAUAUCAUCAUUCCCCUGUCUGUGUUCAUCUCCUUUGCUAUGAGUCUUGGCUUCCUCAUGUACAUGGUACAACAACAUCAUAAGCUGAUGGUGGGAGCAUGCCGUGGUGAGCUCUCCUUCCUAGUGUCCUCAGAGCCACUGCCAUCACUAUCAUACAGACUGGCUGCCACCAUGAGGUACUCGGCUUUCCAGUUCUCUUAUAUUGUGUUCACCUGGAUGGUGUACUUUUUCAUGAUGGCUUCCCUCAUGUGCUUUGGUCUCAUCUUCUACAUACUUUUUAAGAAUGGCCAAAACUUUGGAGUCCACGUCUGGGCCUGGUUUAUGGUCCCCCUGAUGUGGGGGGCAGUGAUGCACCUGGUUCAGGGGUUCCUCUGUCACGUUGUCUUCCUCAAAGACAAGACUGUCUCAAAAACUGGCUUUGUACCGCUUAGAUUCAAAUCACUGUAUCAGAUUCUCUCAUUCAUUUUCUUUUUCUUCAAUGUGAUCUACGGCAUUGUCAUGUGCUUUCUCCGAGUGUUUGCAAUGGUCAUGUUCACCAUUGUCAUGCUGUUCAGAAUAGACAGGGAUGUGUACAUGAGGGGACUGGAGGGAUGGGACGUGGGUUAUCGCACAUUCAUUGGGUACAUGUACAUGGAGGUGACCAACAACCAUCCAGUGGUGAGGACCUUCCUAGCACUGCUCCAGGAGACCACACCCUCCCAACGGACGUCACUCAGAGCACCCUCUGAUAACUCAUUGGCAACCAUUGACCUCACUUCUAGCGCCAGUCCCAGUAGAGAAGCUAACGGACUUCAUCACAGACACACUAAUGGAGGAUUAUCUGAAGGAGUGUUGAGGAAUAAAGCUGACAGUUCAAACAGACUCAAAGAUAUCACAAGAGUCUCAAAGUCCAGACGUGCCCGGAAUCGGUGGUUGGUAGCGUACACUCUCCUCCGUAACCCAGCACUCAGAACACUCACUGCUAGCUCUCUUAGACAACUCUCUUCAUCAUCAGUCAAUGAUAACUGCUAUGGAACAUUCUAGCUCUAGGGCUAAUAAUUAUUGUGUGCUGUUUGUGACGUACCCUUUUAUUUAUGCACAAUUUGUAAUUAUUGUUCAUCAAUCACUAUUGACACUUUUUGUAACACUUUUGAUUAUAAAACAGUACGUCAACUGUAA
Molecule: messenger RNA, 2369 nt
Organism: Halichondria panicea
Lineage: Eukaryota; Metazoa; Porifera; Demospongiae; Suberitida; Halichondriidae
Product: receptor for retinol uptake stra6-like
Exons: 19
Coding region: 108-2234 (708 amino acids)
Biological process (GO): vitamin A import into cell
Cellular component (GO): plasma membrane
Molecular function (GO): signaling receptor activity; retinol transmembrane transporter activity
Source: RefSeq, a predicted model, not a curated record